Pseudopipra pipra is the source of this 2383-nucleotide messenger RNA. Its product is annotated as cysteine/serine-rich nuclear protein 2-like. Gene Ontology annotation, molecular function: sequence-specific DNA binding; DNA-binding transcription factor activity, RNA polymerase II-specific. Gene Ontology annotation, cellular component: nucleus. Lineage: Eukaryota; Metazoa; Chordata; Aves; Passeriformes; Pipridae. The record is from RefSeq and is a predicted model, not a curated record. Bases 169 to 2235 code for a protein of 688 amino acids. The transcript is spliced from 5 exons. Gene Ontology annotation, biological process: regulation of transcription by RNA polymerase II.
AGGCGCGGGCGCAGCGGCCGCGGCCCCAUUGUUGUGGGAACGCGCGCGGGGCGGGAGCGGCCCCGAAACCCCCCGAACCCCCCCGGGCCGGGACCCCCCAAAAACACCCCCGGAGAGACCCCCCAGACCCCCCCCGGGCACCGGGCUCUCCAUGCGCCCCGGCCCCCCAUGGCCGCGCUCCCGCGCGCCGGCACCAAGCGCAGGCUGCACGAUGCGGAGCCGGGACCGGCGGGAUCAUCGUUGGGAUCGGCGGGAUCGGCGUUGGGAUCGGCGGGAUCCCUGUCGGGAUCAUCGGGAUCAUCGUUGGGAUCGGCGGGGUCGCCGUCGGACGACGAGGUCACCGCCAGCGACAGCGGCGACAGCUGCGACAGCGGCGGCUCCGCCAGCGCCCGCCCCCCGUCCAUCCUGUGCCGGUCCCGCCCCCGCCGCGCCGGGAAGCGCGUCCGCUUCGCGCAGGUCACCGUGUUCUACUUCGCGCGGCGCCAGGGCUUCACCUGCGUGCCCAGCGCCGGGGGCAGCUCCCUGGGCAUGGCCCCCCGGCACCACCGCGCCCGCAGGUACAGCCUCAGCCAGUUCGCGCACCUGCGCCAGGUGAGCCGCCGGCAGCACCUGCGCCGGCACCUCCGCAGGGAGAGAAUGCGCGGCAGGAGGAGGCAGGUGAGCCAGGCCGGGGCGGUGCCCGAGGCCGGCGGACUCCCCUUGGCCGAGGUGUCGGAGGCGGAGCUGGAGGCGGGGCAGGUGGAGGUGGGCGACUGCUUUUACCUGCAGCCGCUGCCCACCAAGCGGCGGCGGGCGCUGCUCCGGGCCUCAGGUGUGCGCAGGAUCGACGCCGAGGAGCGGCAGGAGCUGCGGGCGCUGCGCCUGUCCCGAGAGCAGUGCGGCUGCCUCUGCCGGCUCACCUGCGAGCCGCGCACCUGUGCGUGCAGCCAGGCCGGCAUCCAGUGCCAGGUGGAUCGCUCCUCGUUCCCGUGCGGGUGUUCCCGGGACGGCUGCGGAAACGCCUCGGGGCGGAUCGAGUUCAACCCGCUGCGGGUGCGGACCCACUUCCUGCACACGCUGAUGAAGCUGCAGCUGCAGAGCCGGCGGGAGGAGGAGGAGGAGGAGGAGGACGGGGGGGAGGAGGCGGCGCCGGGCCCGCCCUGGGGUCCCCCCCAGCCCCCCGAGACUCAGGACUUCCAGGAGUACCUGGCGGAGAACGCGCGGGCGGUGCUGCACCUGCAGACGGCCGAGGAGCUCGAGAGGAGGAGGAAGGACGAGGAGGAGGAGGCGGGCGCGGGGGGGCGCGGGGAGGGGGGCGGGGGGCUCUGCGUCCUGGGGGAGCACCUGGACGGCACCGCCUGGCAGGUGAGACCCCCCCCGGGCCCCGCCCCCGGCCUCGGCCCCGCCCCGUUCCCGCCGGGAGCGCCGGGCCUGGGAUUCCCCGCGGAGCAGCCGGUGCAGGGGGGGGGGCCAGGUGAGCCCGCAGGUGAGCCCGCAGGUGAGCCCGCAGGUGGGCUCCCAGGUAGAUCCCCAGGUGAGCCCCCAGGUGAGCCCGCAGGUGGGCUCCCAAGUGAGCCCCCAGGUGAACCCGCAGGUGGGCCCCCAGGUGAGCCCCCAGGUGAGCCCCCAGUUGUGCUCCCAAGUGAGCCCCCAGGUAGGUCCCCAGGUGUGCCCCCAGGUGAGCCCCCAGCUGUGCCCCGAGUUAUGCUCCCAGGUGUGCUCCCAAGUGAGCCCACAGGUGAGCCCACAGGUAGGUCCCCAGGUGAGCUCCCAGUUGUGCCCCCAGGUAAGUCUCCAGGUGAGCCCCCAGGUGAGCUCCCAGGUGAGCCCCCAGGUGGGUCCCCAGGUGAGCCCCCAGGUGAACCCCCAAAUGAGCCCCCAGGUGAACCCCCAAGUGAGUUCCCAGGUGAGCUGUCAGGUGUGCCCCCAGGUGAGCUCCCAGUUGUGCCCCCAGGUAGGUCUCCAGGUGAGCCCCCAGGUGAGCCCCGAGUUAUGCUCCCAAGUGAGCCCCCAGGUGUGUCCCCAGGUGAGCCCCCAGGUGAACCCCCAAAUGAGCCCCCAGCUGUGCCCCCAGGUGGGUCCCCAGGUGAGCCCCCAGGUGUGUCCCCAGGUGUGUCCCCAGGUGUGCCCUCAGCCCUACCUGGCAGUGGAGCCCCAGGCAGGUGGGACAGGUGGGAAUGGCCCCGAGGAGCCUCCGGCUCCCACCUGCAGCCCCCGUGGGAAGGACCUGGGGGUCUCACCUGUCCCCACUGCUGAGAGCGAGGGGGGGGCUCCCCAAACCCCCCCGGAGCACCUGGAGCUGCCCCCCCUGCCCGUGUGAGCGGCUCCUCCCGCUCGUUAUUUAUUCCAUGGAUUGAUCGUUUACCUGGGGCUGCUGCACUGGGCUCACCUGGGCCAGACACAC